Molecule: messenger RNA, 5513 nt
Organism: Bactrocera oleae (olive fruit fly)
Lineage: Eukaryota; Metazoa; Arthropoda; Insecta; Diptera; Tephritidae
Source: RefSeq, a predicted model, not a curated record
AAUGUGCAUAUCUCCUAAGCCGCUAAAGCAAUAAUAACAAAAUUCACUGAGAAAAAAUGUUUUUCUAUCGACAGUGUGACAAUGGGUGAAAUCUGGUGACAACUCCGCCUGAAAAAACUAUUGUGUGGUUUUAUUAAACCACGGUAAAAGUGAAACUUAUUUUCAUAUCGUAGACAUUAACUUCAUAAUUUGUGGAAUAAUAUUCUAUUAACGGUAUUGAAAUCGCAUGAUCAUUUUCAAUUUAGUUUUGGAAAAUCGGAAUGGUAAUGGAAAAUGAUACAAGCAGAUUAGGUUUCCGAGUAAUACUUUUUUAUUCAACUCUGUGUUUUAGGAUACUCUUACAAUUCUUAACAUUUAUUUAGAUGAUAUACAAACAUUAAAGAACUGAAAACAAUAUUAAUUACUGUCGUUAAGUCAAUUUGAUCUAUUUUCAAUUAUUGUCAAUUAUUCUAUUGUCAAUACCAUCUUCAUCCUGAGUUUCACAGUUUAUAAAUGUAACCAAUAUUUUAUGGUAAAUUUUUCAAUGUAUAUUUUACAUAAAACAAGUGUGUUUUGUCAGACUUGCAGAAAUACGCGGCUAAGAGCUACGUAAACUAAAUCUUGAGCAUGACUUUUUUCGUAAUGAUAAACAACUUCACUAUACGUUCCCCUUGCGCUUAAUGAAUCGUUGAUGCAUUGAAAGCUGAUAAUGGUAAAUGUGUUCGUUUUAUUGCAGUAUUACGUUGACGAACGUUCAUUGGUGAUAAAGUUGAUAAUAACUUGAUUGGCACAGAGUAUCUAUUAAUAUUUAAUUCCUCGAUGCGAUGAGCAAAUUUUUGUCGGAUUUUUUCUCCACAUUCUUGUCCGGGAACAGUAAACAUACGCUUAUUAAUGAAGUAUUGUCAAAUUGAUACAUCUUGAUCAAUUUCCCUACAUUACCGUUAGCGAUUCGAUCUGAAACGUCAAUAUUUUUUGUUAUGACGUACGGUAAAUCAUAAACAAAAAUUAUUUUAUGAGGCAGCAUCAACGGGUGUUUGUUGUGCAAAUGCAUCUAAAUAUUUCUGAGCAAGUACCGGGUCAUCACAGUUCAUAAUUAUGUCCUCAGCAAUUGACUCGUAUUUUUCAUCAUACGUCGAUAGGAUUGAAUUGUUAUAAUUUUCAACUUUCCUAAAAUAAUCGUAUUCCUAAUGGACACAUUCGUUUAGCUUCGUCUUCAGUAAACAUCCUUGAUUCGAUAAUAUUUGUUUCCUCUAAACUUAAAUGUGAUCCACUACCAAUUUUUGUUAAAAUAGACGAAAACACUUGAUGCUCUUGACGCAUAACCUCAUGUAACGGAUAAAAUUGUAGUUUUUGGGCCCUGCGAUACUUUGUUUUGGUUGCUUGUAAAUUGCAGUAGCGCGUACAGGUGGAAAUUGUCGCAAGUCACCAAUCAUAAGAGUAUCUAAGCUACCGUAAUUGCCUGUGAUUUGUUUCAAUCUCUCGUCUAUUUUGAUAAGCAUUUCUGCGCCGAUCAUACUACACUCAUCUAUGAUUAGAAUUUUUACAUACCGAAAUAGUGAUCGAUACAAAUUAGCUUUUUCAGUGCUGAGUGCGUUCAGUCCUUCGGUUGAAAUACUCAAUGCGGUGUGAAUUGUAGUUCCAUCGAUUGCCACUGCAGCCUUACCAGUUGAUGCUGCAACAAUAUAUGCAUUGAGAGUUCCACAGUUAUCUGUAAAACGGUUGUAGAUUACUUUGACCAUUAAAAGGGUAUUACUUUUUCCACUACCAGCAGGUCCAGUUAAAAAUACUUGCAUUGGUGGACGACUGGGCGUAUGCAGAUGAUUAAUCAUGUAAUUGAGUAAUGAUAUUUGACGAGUGAUCGCUCGUCGAAUUAACUCAUAAAAGACUGUCUUAUCUAUCAAAUUUUUCUUCCGGGAAAUUGGUCCAAGUCUAUGCUUGCCACAAAAAGAUCCUCAUUAAACUUGACUUAAACCCUGAGUCUGGAUUGUUAUAAAACUCAAUAAAUAGAUUUGCAUCAUAUUGUAUAAGCGGCAAAAUACCACGGUCUUCCUCAUUUUCUUCAGAGUGACAUAAUUUUCUGUAUGCUUCAAUAAUUAUGUCAAUAUCUAAAUUUGCUUCGAACUCUUUACGACGAGCUAAAAUCAGUUGUUCGUUAUCUUCAUAAAUUUGAUUGAAUCCAUCCAAAACCAGUUUUGACUGCAUACCAAGCACCAAACUGGAUCAAGGGAAUAUCUUCUAUUUAUCGAAACAAUUUGCUUUUCAAAUAUUGGUAUCGUUAUCAGUAAGUCUUUCUAAUUCUUUCUCUGUUUUUCGAAUACGAUGACGUUCCUGAGGCCACAUCGUAGGUAUAAACUCAACCUUAAGCGUUGAUUUAGACAUCGGUUCCUUAAGAAGAAACCAUGCAGCUUCUUGACUGGACAUUUCUAUUGUAUUUAAAAUAUUAACACUCAUAUGUCUUGUCAUUUCAACCAAAUUUAAAUCUAACAGAGUCAAACAACAACUUUAUAGGUCUUUUAUUCUCUCCCGGUACAAUUUGUAAAUAUUUAUCCUCCGACCAUAAACGAGUAUGCUGUUCAGCAACUAGACUAUCUUGAAUUUCGAUUGGUUCACCUAUAUGGUCUGAAACAACUGGAUUUUCACUCUCAUCGGUUAACUCGCCCAAGUAAUUUUGACUAAUUUUAAUGUUAUAAUGCUUAUAAGGUAGAGUAGCUACAAGAUAACUGAGCCAGUCUUUAACAAUCCCUUUUUCCACCAAUCCGUGAAAAUAACUAGAUAUGUGCAUUAAUCGUUUUUUUAUGUGUUCAUUUAUACAGUAAUCAUCAUCUAUAUUUCAAAUCAGAGUUUGAACCAUGUUAUCAACGUUAACGGGCACAUUUAUUACUUGUCCAGUGAUUCCAUAUUGACCUAGUACGUAUCUUAGCCGUCGAAUUUGCAUAAGGGUAAUCUCGGUGAUAUUAAUCGCUCGGACACUAAAUCCAAUUCAGGAAGAUUGGGCUUAGGCGGAUACUUAAAUCCAUUGUACACAGCCAAGUUUGGUAUUUUUUCAGCAUUUAACGAAGUUCUACAGGUCGCACACACAAAAAUGUCUUCCAACACGAAGGCGUUGCAUAUUUAUUGUAAAAUUUCCCAGCACGACAAUGGUGGAGAUUUCAAAUCAUUUUUGAACCAUAGUCUAUCACAAACAGUGCACGCAAAACCAAAUGGGUUAUCCUCAACUAAGGUUUUAAAAAGAUCAUGAGAUGAUUGUCUCACAUAUGAUGUAUAGACCGAUGAAGGAUUUUCUUCUGCGUUAGCUCUUCGUGCGUUGAGUUUUUCUAGGUACCGCCAAUAACGUACGUUUGCAGAAACACUAGUGUUCAUCUGGAUUAACAACUGAUUCUCGAAUUGUACUUGUAUCUCCACUUGUUUUUGUAUCACUGUCAUAGUGUCUCAUGUCAUGAAUAUGGUAGAACAACAUGCAUAAUACAAGUACCUACCCGCUAAAUAGUUUCAAAGAAAUACUAAAGACGGGAAUUCCCUAAUCCACAAGAAUGUAUUGAAUAUCCGCUACUAAUAUUUUCAAGGCCAAAUUUAUAACAGAAAUUUCCUAAUCUUUAAUUAUUAAAAAUUCAUAAUUUCAUUACUCCGCAUUAAACAUUCAUAAUUUCUUUACUCCAUAAUCUAUAUCUUAAUUUUCUCCUUAUUUACAAUUUUUCAAAAUAUUUCUAUUGUUCUAUGCAUACAUAUUUGCAUAUUACAUACAAAAAUAGAUAACAGAACUCAAAUUUGCGAUCGAAUUCAUUUGAAACCGAGCGCUCUUGCAACCAUUCAAAGAAUUUGAAAGUGAAAAGGAAUGCUGAAAAGGGUAGAAGCGAGCUGUUACGAACAAGAACACAAAGCGUGCCACCCGAAUACAAGUGGCACGGUCCCUUCGUCUUUCCUCGUCGUCCCCUCGCCCACAAUAAACUGGUUUGAGACUCUUUUGAGUCCCAGUGCACUAACCAGUUUUUCGGUCUCACUAGGAUUGUCGUUGUUUACCAACAUCAAAAAAAUAACACUAUUUACAUUAAACACUGAUAACACUAAACAAAAUAAUGUGGAGCACUGGCAUAAAUGGGUAAAACAGUCUGUAGUAUGAAGUGUACUCAAUAAAAUAAUAAUAUAUUCGAAAAUGUUAAUGACAGAUACAAGAGAGGUGUUUACUUGAAGCACGUGUUUGAAUAAUUGAAGCGGGAGUAAUAUGACCGAAAGCUACCACGGUUCAAAACUAUAGUUUAAAAUUGACUAUAUUGAUCACGCAUGUGCUAUACCGCCCAUCCACACAGAUUGAAUAAUCUAUAGUCUAUACACUACACGGUCAGCUGAUACGAACUAUAAGCGCCGCCAUAUUGACCUCGACUGCUCUGACGAUCGAAGGGAAUUAUAUAUAUUUGGUAUCACAGCUUUGGCCAUUAAAAGCUUUGAUAACAUCUGAAAAGACCAAGCGGUCGCAAAUAUGCUCAUAAGCAUAAAUAUAUGUAUAUAAUUAUGUGUGCCUCUAAUGCCAGAGACACACAUAUAGUACAUAUUGUAGUAUGGUACAGAAACCAUAUGUGUGUCAACCGUAUUUUCAAUUUUUGUUCCAAAGCACUCCAUUUGCUUACUGUACUACAAUGGUCUGUACUACAAUGGUGUUUAAGAAACCAUAGAAAUUAUGUGGUGUUGUGCAAUGUACUACGAUGGAUUACACUGAACACAUCCAGAGCUUUAAGCUCUUCUGUCAUAAUCAUAUGUAUGUUUUCAGCCAUUUUGACAUUGAUCAAAAAGAGUUUCAAUUCAAACUUGAAAAGGAAAAAAUAACAAUGGAAAAGAAAAGAAAAAAGUACGUUGGAUACGUAACCAUUAAAAAAAUAAUUGAGGUGUGGGCCCAAUAUAACCAACAGUUGCAUGGAAUGCAUAAAAAUAGCCAUAUUUAUGCUAAAAUUAACACGCAGCUGGAAAAUAAACAUGGAGUUUUGCUUGCAACGGACGAACUGCGAAAUCGCAUAAACAAUUUGGCAAAGAAGUACAGGCAGGAAAUGAAGAUGAUUGGCCCAAGUGGAAGUGCUCCAUCGAAUUGGGAAUACUACGAAGACGUUCACAAAAUAAUAGGCGGCUACAAAUCCAAUUUCACUCAAGAACUGGAGGAAGAGAGCAUUGACAAAGAUUCCGUUUCAUUGGACGUUUUGGGGGACACGUUGGCAAAUGAUGAUGAAAUAGAAAAGAUACCAUCAACUUCAUCGUCUGCAAAAAAGAGAAAGAGAAACAAUGAUGAAGACUUCCUCGAACUCGCUUAAAAGGAACAAAAGAUAAUGGAAGAAUAUCUUAAUAAAUCUAUUAAAAACGAAGAGAAGGCUCUUGAUUUAAUGGAACAAACCAACACCAUUCUUUUGGCUAUAUUAAAUAAAAAUACUUAACGAGAGAGAAACAAAUUUUAAGAAUAUCAAAUGUGUGAAAAAUAUGUCGUACUGUAAUGUAAUAUAUUAGAUAUAUAUUAGAAUAUAAUAACCAUAUAUUAACUAAAAUACUAAACCAAA